This is a messenger RNA of Melospiza melodia melodia, 5821 nucleotides long. It is a transcript of the gene PLCXD2, whose product is annotated as phosphatidylinositol specific phospholipase C X domain containing 2. Gene Ontology annotation, molecular function: phosphoric diester hydrolase activity. Gene Ontology annotation, biological process: lipid metabolic process. The coding region runs from base 13 to 990 and encodes 325 amino acids. The record is from RefSeq and is a predicted model, not a curated record. Lineage: Eukaryota; Metazoa; Chordata; Aves; Passeriformes; Passerellidae. The transcript is spliced from 4 exons.
CGCCCGCCAGCCAUGCGGGAGCGUCGGCGGGGCGGCGCCGUGGGGGCUAUGGCUGACGGCAACGCCGACUGGAUGGGCUCGCUACCGCCCGCACUGCGCUCCCUGCCGCUCUCCAACCUCGCCAUCCCGGGUUCACAUGAUUCUUUCAGCUACUGGGUUGAUGAGAAAUCUCCAGUGGGACCAGACCAAGCAACAGCCAUCAAACGUUUGGCCAGAAUUUCCUUGGUUAGAAAGAUCAUGAAGAAAUGGUCAGUGACUCAAAAUUUGACUUUCAAAGAGCAGUUAGAAGGCGGGAUCCGCUACUUUGAUCUUCGUGUAUCUUCUAAACCUGGAGAAAUAGGACAAGAGAUUUACUUCAUACAUGGCUUGUUUGGCAUCAAAGUAUGGGAUGGGCUGAAGGAAAUGAAUCGUUUUCUUGAGCAGCACCCCAAGGAAGUAAUCUUCUUGGAUUUCAAUCAUUUCUAUGCCAUGGAUGACAGCCAUCACCACUUCUUGAUCAACAGGAUCCACUCAGCAUUUGAAUCCAAACUUUGUUGUGUUGAAUGUGUAGAAUAUGUCACGUUACUGUACAUGUGGGAGAAGAAACACCAGGUUCUCAUAUUUUACCACCACCCUUUGUAUCAGGCAUACCCCUUCCUGUGGCCAGGUAAUAAAAUACCAGCACCAUGGGCUAAUACAACUAACGUGCACAAACUGCUGCAGUUCCUGGAGACCACACUUGGGGAACGAAGUCGUUAUGGGACUUUCCAUGUAUCUCAAGCAAUUCUCACGCCUCGAGUGAAAACGAUUGCACGGCAUCUGAUUCGUGGUCUGAAGAACACACUUGUUCAUAGGAACCUGCCCAUGAUUUUGAAUUGGGUGAAAGCACAGAGGCCUGGUGUUAUGGGUGUUAACAUAAUUACAUCAGACUUUGUGGAGCUGGUUGAUUUUGCUGCUACAGUUAUUGCAUUGAACGACCUCCUUUUGGAAGAGGAUGAAUCUGCAACUUAAAUCCUGAUUGCUGUGUUCCACAUGUGCUCCAUAGUGGACAUCUUUGAACUAUGCUUAAUGUUUUACUUGUCAAGUGAAACCUAUUGUACUCUCUCUCUAUGAAAAAAUGUUUCCUAGAGGAAACGUGGUUAAACAUCAUGUACAGCCAGGUCCCUUCUCCUGGAGUCGUGUGGACCUGAGUUAGCCGAGUACUGUGUGUGUGUGCUGCUGUGUCUGUCUGUCUUUCUGUGUAUGUGUGCUCUGUGUGGCUGAGCUAUGCACACAUCUGCUGCUGACAGGGGCUGGCCUCUGGAGCAGAUGUACCCUAUUGUGGCAUGCAUCUCCUCGGUGACCAUACUCCCAGCGCCCGUGUGUGUGCAUCCUGCCUGCUUCCCAUGGCCAGGGCUCACUCCAGGGAUCACUGCUGAUCCCACUGGCAGCCUGACCAGGCUGACCGGGUGGAGUUGUUCUUGGGCCACCUCUGGCAUAGCUGAGCUCAGCUGGAGGCUCUACUCGUUAUGCUGUUUUAGACACUACCUCUGACUUACUUGAAGAGACAAUACUGCUGUUGUUCAGGGCAAACCUGUUAACACUGUGUUAAAUAUCCAAACUGUCCUUUGGGCCUGAGAGGUGAAGACUUGGCACAAUCUUUCUUCUUGACCUCUUUAUUUUACUUUAUUACUUCAAUAAAUUAGUUGCAACUGUGAUUAAGUAUAUUUCUUUUGGCAUUAAUUUGGAGAAUAUUUCAGUCUCCAGAUUUUGAGGAUUAUGACUCAAGUCUGAAUUCCUGUUUGCUGUGACAUAUAGGAAACAUUAAUUUUCCUGAAUUACUGGCACAUUUAGGAAAAUACAGCAUAACCUUUCUUUUUUACCUCUUGGUCACUUGGGUUUUUUUAAUCCAUCAAAUUUUCUUUGGGGAAAGUCUAUCACCCAGGCAGCCCUUCUCUGGAAGGAGGUGGGCCAAGUGGGGGCUUGCUUGAUAUUCAGAGAACUGGAGCUGACAUGGACUGCUCAAAGCCCAAAUACUGGAUCAUUGUGAUCUGUGAUGGGACAGUGAAUUCUGCAGUCAAACCUGAAAACUGUGCUUUUAGAGAGCCACACCUGUUAAGGGAGAAAUUUCUCCAGCCUUCACCUGCUUGUGACAGAGUAAGCAAUAAUCACACAAGCAGAGGAGGGUGUUAGUACUGCUUCUUUCUUUAGUCACAUUUAUUUUUGUGCUGGUUCACAAUGAAAUGUGACCAUGUAUGUUUGGGCCAAUGCAAUCAUAUAUUGGUACUUAUCAGCACUUCAUUUACUAGCUGGCAGUAUCCUAUGGUCUCAUUUAUUGUUGGUUUUUUUUUUUUUUAAGCACAAAAUGGACUGAUUAGCAGAUACUUCUCUGCUCAAUCAUCUUCCUGAAGAAACUGUUGGUGCACUAUUUAUUCACUGAUUAUGAAUUUGUAUUUAUCUCUAAGCUUAUUUAUUAUAGAAUGGAUUGUCUAUAUACAUAUUUAAUUCAAAUGAAAAAUUAAUCUCCAGAUUUAUUAUUUCUUUCGUUGUUUUAUCCUGUGUCUGCCAUCAUGGUCUGACAGCUGUGAAAAAUCACAGCCUUCUUUGUUUGCUAGUCACAACUCAGGAGAAAUGUAAAGGUUUGCAAACCUUCCAUGUGAACCUUGGCCGAGUUCAGAGCAGACUGUAAUCUGAAUUAUCUGUUGUUUGCAUGGCUUUCAUUAGAGUUCCUUGAAUUUUUUAACUGAAUAAUUUCUCAGAGGGAGUUGGAGGUAGGGGAAGUGUUUGUCACUCAGUCUCCUUUCCACUUGUGUCUCAGUGAUAGGGGACAAGUCAUAAAAAUCAGGGUUUGGGAACUAUGUUCAAAUUUCUAGUUUAAUACUUCUUUUUAAAACCACAGCAGAAGGUUUUUAUUAGGUUUGGUAUUUUUUUUUUCUUGUUGAUGAAACCAUCAGAACCUGUUUUGAACAGUUCUGUUCAGUCUGCAAGUUUAUUUAAAAUACCUGGAUUUUCCUUAGCUUAAUUUUGUUUACUUUACUACUGAUUUACUCAUGGCCCCAGCUGAAACUCCACGUGGAUUUGGUUUUCUUCUGCAAAUUGUUGCUUUUCUUCUGCAAAUUGUCUUGGUGCUCAGAGUUCAAUUGGAUGUUAACACCAAGGUUGUGGGUUUGAUCCCUGUAUGGGCCAUUCAUUUAAGAGCGGGAUUCAUGACCCUUACGGGUUGCUUCCAACCCAGAAUAUUCUGUGAUUCUCUAACCUGGCUUGCAUGCCACUGAGGCAGAAAUAAUACCUUUGCAAGGUUCCCCUGCAGAACUGGAAGAUAAAGAUGAAGUGAGUAUGAUGUUUGUAUUUGACCCUUAAUAUAUUUUGUACUGUAUAUAUAUAUAUCUGCCUCAAGAGAGAUUUGGCUUAAUCAGUAUUUGUAUUAUGUGUGCACAGUAAUGACUAGUAUUAGUCCUUCUGCUGUAUUUAUUUGAAUAGAGAUGCGCAGGACUUUGGUUACACAUUUUUAAGUGCAAACUCAGAAUUUUCUCUAACGUAUUGGCUGUUAGUUCUUGCCUCAUGAAACAUGCUGGGUAUUAAGAGUAUUAGCAGAGGGAAAAGAAAUGGAAAAUAGAUUUAGUAUUAAUGGUUUAAGUAUGUGGGGGGGGAAACAUUUCUGUAAGUUUGGCCUCUCAGAAGAGACUUGUCAUUUCAGAGCUUGGUGGUGUGCAUCCAGUGUGAGGAACCUGACAGUCUUAAAUGGUGAGCUGGGCAGUUGGCAGGUAACAUUUGUCUAUGAUGUGACAUCUCCUGGCUACUCUGGGCAGCAUUCAUGCUGGUGUUUAGAAUUGGUCCUAGGGUUUUCCGGAACCAUCUCAAGCAAUAUGAACUACCUUUCAUGUAUUCUGUUACACAGAGAAAAGCUAUCCAUAUAAUGGGCUUAUCUUGCUUACUCAACACCAAAACAUAUUGACUUCCUCAUGCUUUGCAAAACUGAGCUCAUCUAGGCUUGGACUUUGGGUUGUGGACUCUAUUUUCCAGCAUUACAAAAUUAAAAGGUGUGCUGGGCAGGAAGGGAGGAUCAAGGAAGUAGGGCAGUAGUUCGCAUUCAGUGCCCACACAGUAGGUGUGGUAGUGCUUAGCCCAGUUCUGGGCAGCAGAGUGGAGCAGGUCUGGCAGGUGAGCAACAGCCUUGCAGCUCACACUGAGGCACUCGGCCAAGUCUGGCCCCUGAGCAGUCUGCUCCUGAGGUCAGCAAAUAACAGCCUGCAAGGUCAGGAUGUGUGAGCUUGAGGAGAAUAAAGAUGGGUGUGAGCACAGGAGAAGGUGGGAGGUUUUUAGUGUUGGUGUAGAUGUACCUCUGGUGAAUACAGUGGUUUUAGUCUUGCUUGUAUAUCUGUAAAGUGGUAGAGUUCACUUUUAAACAGGCUGGGAAAAAAACCUCCCCAGAAGAAUUGUUCUGACCCCUUGACCAUUUGGUAGGUGCUGGAAGAGGAGAAACCAGAAAACAAGCAACUGCUUGAGGCAAAGUACUUAAACUGUGUAUUUUGGCUCAGAUGGGAGUAGGGCUUCUGCCAGCAUGCUCAUUCAUUCUCAUCUGGAUAAGCCUUUGGAAGUAGUUUCUUUGUGUACUUCUCUCAGGUGUCAGAGUUCAUUGAUGCAUCAUUUAGCAGACAAAGAUUUUGGACUUAGAUAGAUAAGGAGACAGAGGGCAUGGAUAUUUUGAUUUAGGGUUGGGUUGCCUAUGGAAGUCUUACUGAGCAUGUCUGACUUGAGGUUUACUUAAAUAUGCAGUAUUUAAUAUGACAUCCAUAUGCUGUUUUUGUAAGACUUUCAUCUUGACUUGAACACAUAGUUACCAAACCCUAAUAAUCAAAAUUUUGGUCAGAGGACCACUGUUUGGGACAAAACUUCAGGCAACUUUUCAAUACUUGUUAAAGCACAGAGAAAUUGUCUAAUAUGGGAAGCAGAACUGACUCAAAAAUUUAUUUGAAGUAUAGAUUAGGUCUAAAUGAAGUUCUUUUGGCAGUGAAAAAUAAGAUUUUUUUUUCUCCUUCUUUGACAAAUCCUUAUUUCAGCUUUGGUUUUUAGCUCAACAGAUAGGUAGAAGAGCCAGAGCAUAUGGUUAGAAGCAAAUAAAUUUUAUGCUAAGGACAUGUAUGUAGGACUAGCUGUGGUAAGAGUAUGAUGAUUUACUUAAUGAUACGUUUAGUGGUAAUCCCAUCCGCACUUUGGUUUAGGCUGUUAAAUCAGUCUCUUUUUGCAUUAAAAAUAAUCAGUCCCACUAAUUCAAUACAUCUGUUCUAUUGAAGUGUGUUUACUCCUAAAUGCAUAUUUAUUUUUCUAAAAAUCUUACCAAGUAAACUGCUACACUGUAGGGACUGCAAUAGGAAUGUCAGCUCUAGAACUGUAUGCUGAAUCUGCUUAUAUUUUAUAGCCAUGAAUAUUUAUGCAUUGUGUGUUGUCUGUUUAAGUAGUACUUCUCUUACCCUUUGUUAGAACUGUCAUACCAUCUACAUUGAACUGCAGUGUAUUCUUAAUUUUGAAAGAAAUGUUGAUCAGCACAUCCUAUGUAAAAAUAAUUUAGAUGUUUUUUUGAUUUUUCUCAAUGUCAAAUAUAUUUUCCUCAUGAAUUUUUUUUUUUAAUUUAUACUGUGGAAGGGUGCCAAGGGGACCAGGUGAAGAGGAGUUACCAAUUCUCAGUAUUUUGUGGAGUCUGUCUUCUUAUGGCAGUUUGUGCUUUACCCACCUGUCUGAUUUUGUGAAACCAGGAUGCCUCAUCUGAACUGCAAAUAAAUUUGGGGGUUUACAUCUGUUUUUUCUGCUUUAUAUCACUGAUAGUUUUAAUCCUGAAAAUAAAAAGUACAACUUGAGCUAAUCA